Molecule: messenger RNA, 2876 nt
Organism: Betta splendens (Siamese fighting fish)
Lineage: Eukaryota; Metazoa; Chordata; Actinopteri; Anabantiformes; Osphronemidae
Gene: cpm
Product: carboxypeptidase M
Exons: 10
Coding region: 247-1608 (453 amino acids)
Biological process (GO): proteolysis
Cellular component (GO): cell surface
Molecular function (GO): metallocarboxypeptidase activity; zinc ion binding
Source: RefSeq, a predicted model, not a curated record
UCCUCUAAACCCCGCCCCCCUGGAGAGAGGCAGGGAGGCCCGCGGCUCGCUAUCCAACGCCCACCGACGGGCUGACACCGACUCGUCUCAUUGUGCCGGUGUUGGCCGGUGCUGGUCGGAGCCGCGGCGACUCGAACCGACAGACGGAGAACAGGACCUCGUCCACCUUCAGGUCACAGUGGCUCUGUUACCUGAGAGGCAGCGGCUCCACCGUGUCAUUGCGUGUCUGCAGAUCGCGCUGCAGUGAUGUCAUCGCUCCUCCUCCUCCUCGCCUUCCUCACCUCCACCGCCUUCACGCUGGACUUCCGUUAUCACAGCAACCGUGAGAUGGAGCAGUACCUCGUCCAGACCAACGCCUCCAACCCCGACAUCACUCACCUGUACAGCAUCGGCCGAUCCGUCAGAGGUCAGCAGCUGUGGGUGCUGGCUCUGGGUGUGACUCCCCAUCGCCACACCGUCGGCAUCCCAGAGUUCAAAUAUGUGGCCAACAUGCAUGGAAACGAGGUUCUGGGCCGAGUGCUGCUGCUCCAUCUCAUCGACGACCUGGUGCGAGGCUACCGCAACAACGAGAGCCGGUCGCUGCAGCUGCUGAACAGCACCCGCAUCCACAUCCUGCCCACCAUGAACCCGGACGGCUUCGACGGCGCCGACACAGACUGCUACUACAGCCAGGGGAGGUACAACUACAACGGCGUGGACCUGAACAGGAACUUCCCCGAUGCCUUCGCUGGCCUGCGGAGCCAGGAUGGAGUGGACGAGGAGAGGAGGGAGGCAGAGGUCAGAAGUGUGAUGGACUGGUUGAAGACUGAGAGCUUUGUUCUGUCUGCCAACCUGCACGGAGGAGCUGUGGUGGCCAGUUAUCCGUACGACAACAGCAACAGCGACGCUCAGCUGUAUGAUGCCAGCGUCUCCCCCGACGACGACGUCUUUGUUCACCUGGCCAAGGUUUACUCCCACAACCACGCCUCCAUGCACCGGGGCAACGUCUGCCCCGACACCGGACCCUUCUCAGACGGCAUCACCAACGGGUACCAGUGGUAUCCACUCGAAGGUGGGAUGCAAGACUAUAACUAUGUGUGGGCUCAGUGUUUGGAGCUGACUCUGGAGGUUUCCUGCUGCAAGUUUCCUCCGGUCCAACAGCUUCCUGCCAUGUGGGUGGACAACAGGGAGGCUCUGCUCGCCUACAUCCAGCAGGUGCAUCUGGGGGUCAAAGGUCGUGUGUUUGAUAGCUCUGGUGUGCCGGUGCAGAACGCCCUGGUGGAGGUCAAAGGUCGUAACAACCUGUGUCCAUUCAGAACCGACCGUCAUGGAGAAUACUACAGGCUGCUGCUGCCUGGAAACUACAGCUUUACUGUGUCUUAUCCGGGUCAUGAAGUUUUGACGCAGGAACUGAACAUCCCAUACGGUCCUGAUACAUUUUCCGCCUUGAAGCAUGACUUCCUGUUAAAGGCCAUCAGCCCGCAGCCUGGGGGUUCCGUGGAUCAGGCCACGCCCUCCUGUAACUACACAAUGAGGCUGAGCGGAGGUGGAGGCACCCACACGCCCACGUGGACCGCAGUAGUGGUGGGGCUCGGCCUGAUGGCGGCGCUGCCAUCCCUGAUCGCCUGAGGAGGUCCACACGGUGCUCGCUCCACCAGAGGGUUCUGAGGAGAAGCUCUGGUUUGGGGCGGUGAAGCGGUGGUCACAAUAUGAAGCUGCACACCAAAGCUCACAUGCACAUCAGCUUAGGAACGUUAUUACCUGCAGGGCUAAUCAUCUGUUAGCACAGUAGCUAAGCCAGGCGGCUGACCUCCACUCAGCCGAGUCGAUUUAUUUAUUUAGAUCUUUGGGACCGUGGACAUUUCAAUACACACACGCCACCACAUGCUGGAAACCUGGGAUUCAGCAGGGUUCUGGGGAAUGUUCUGAAGGAUCUCAGCGAUGGAUCCAUCUGUUUGAGCCGCACAGGCCCUAAUCAACAGAGGCCCAGAACUACACCACAGCCAAUAACUACACACAUGAAUUUAGUGAAGUCAAUUGAAGCUCAGGAGAGUUAGAGCAGAGCGUUGGAAUGAUGAUGCAGACAGAAAAUGCCGAUAAGCCACCACUUCCACAGCAAGAAGAAGGUUUCAUCUGCACGGGCUGCCUCAAAGGGCAGCUACGGGUUGGUUCUCCAGAAGAACAGGCUCCUUGAGGAGUUGGUGGAGGCAGAGUGAACGUUGAAGUUGUGGAGCUGAACAGUAAUGUUACAUGUGAUAUUAAUGAGGUCAAAGCAGCACCUGCCUUUCAGCAGGUUCAAAGACUUAAAGCAACUUCAAAGACUUAAGUUGAUUUCUGCAUGAAUGGAUCAAAUGUGAAAGUAAAAACUGUGUAAACGUGGUUUACAAACCAAAACACUGGUGGGAAUGUCCAAUCAGGACAUCAAACUGAGACAAAGCAGUUGUCUUCGAGGCCUUGUUCAGUUUAUUCCCGUCGGGCGGUUGAACUUUAUUUUUGCCAAACUUCAGGAUUUUCUAUUUUUCUACUGUUUGAUUAAAUACUGUUCCUUGAAACGCCUCUGUGCCGUGUGGUACCUGCAGCCUCUGCUCACACAGCUCCGGCCGAGCCACAAAUACACGUUAGGAAGUGAACAUUAAAAAAAAGAUAACAUUAUUUAUGCAAAAAUAAAAAAAUACAGUAACCAUGAGUUUCCAGCAGAGAAACUGCGUGUUUUAGCUUCUAGUCGUUUUCAAAAUGCUGCCUGUUAUCAAACUGCUCUGGGUCAGUACCACAGAUCUGCUGCAACAAACAUUCACCAGGGCUCAUGAAGCAGAUUAGUUCAGAUCAGGUUGGUCAUUUACCGACUGCCUCAUGUGUGAUGACUUUACAAGCUUCAGCUUAGUAAAUAUAAAACAUGG